Molecule: messenger RNA, 4532 nt
Organism: Pangasianodon hypophthalmus (striped catfish)
Lineage: Eukaryota; Metazoa; Chordata; Actinopteri; Siluriformes; Pangasiidae
Gene: galnt18b
Product: UDP-N-acetyl-alpha-D-galactosamine:polypeptide N-acetylgalactosaminyltransferase 18b
Exons: 11
Coding region: 353-2182 (609 amino acids)
Cellular component (GO): Golgi apparatus
Source: RefSeq, a predicted model, not a curated record
AGAGAGAGCUCGCGAGAGAGAGAGAGAGAGAGAGAGAGAGAGAGCUCGCGAUGGAAGACGCGCGCGUACAUGUCGGAACAGGAGGAGAGCGGCCGUCCGCGUGAGGGAGCGAAAGAAAAUAAACACAAGGGGGAAAAAAAAUAAAUAAAGACUCGUAAAAGAAAAAAAAAACAUUCAGAUUAAAAGCAUGCGGAUAGACAGAAGCAGGUCACCUUGAGGAAUGGUACUUUAUUAAGCGAGGAGGGAAGAAGAAGGAGAAGAAGAAGGAGAAGGAGAAGCAGAGGGAGGCGGUUCCGCUGGUCCGCGGCGCACCGGCUGCUGAGGCGCUCGCGCUGCACGCAGGCAUGUCGGCAUGGCGUGCACCAGGAGAACCAAAACUUUGGUGUCGACGUGUGUGAUACUGAGCGGCAUGACCAACAUAGUGUGUCUGCUCUACGUCGGAUGGGUCACUAACUACAUAGCCAGUGUGUAUAUUAAAGUGCCGGUGCCUGUCCCAGCCAGGAAGUUGGAGGGCGACAAGAAGGGCGAAACUCUGCGGAUUAUAGAGCGACUCGACCGGCUGGAAAAUGUCGUGAACCAGCACAUACAAGAAACUCCGCUGAAAUCAGACAGUAAUCAGGAGGACCGAUCAUUCUCAGACUCCUCGCUCUUCAGCCACUGGGGUCAGGAUCUGAACUCCGAGAGUCGCCGCGUCGCCCUCAAGAUGUUUCAGUACUACGGUUACAACGGCUACCUCAGUGACCGCCUGCCCAUGGACCGAGCCAUCCCCGACUACAGACCUGAAGGGUGUAAGAACAUGUCGUACCCCUCGAACCUGCCGCAGGUCAGCAUCGUGUUCAUCUUCGUCAACGAGGCGCUGUCCGUCAUCCUGCGCUCCAUCCACUCGGCCAUGAGCAAAACCCCCAGCCACCUCCUCAAAGAGAUCAUACUGGUGGACGAUAACAGCAGCAGCGAGGAGUUGAAGGAGAAGCUGCAGGACUUUGUAGAAGAGACAAACGCUAAACGUCCAGGCUUUAUAAAGAUGGUGCGGCACCGUAAGCAGGAGGGUCUGAUCCGGUCCCGUGUGAGCGGCUGGAGGGCUGCGACUGCCCCCGUGGUGGCCCUGUUCGACGCCCACGUGGAGUUUAACACUGGCUGGGCCGAGCCGAUUCUCCAGAGGAUCAAGGAGGACCGGACGCGGAUCAUCUCACCAUCAUUUGACAACAUUAAAUACGACACAUUUGAGGUGGAGGAGUAUCCGCUGUCUGCUCAGGGCUUCGACUGGGAGCUGUGGUGUCGCUACCUGAACCCACCCAAGUCCUGGUGGAACCUGAACAACACCACCUCUCCAAUCAGGAGUCCCGCUCUGAUUGGCUGCUUCGUCGCAGACAGGAAGUAUUUUGAGGAGAUCGGGCUGCUGGACGAAGGCUUGGAAAUCUACGGCGGUGAGAACGUGGAGCUGGGUGUCAGGGUGUGGCAGUGUGGUGGCAGUGUGGAGGUUCUGCCCUGUGCCCGUAUCGCCCAUAUCGAGCGCGCCCACAAGCCGUACACCGAGGACCUGACUACACACGUGCGCCGUAACGCCCUGAGAGUGGCCGAGGUGUGGAUGGACGAGUUUAAGAGCCACGUCUACAUGGCCUGGAACGUUCCGCAGGAGGACUCAGGUAUAGACAUUGGCGAUAUCUCCGAGAGGAAAGCCCUGAGGAAAAGGCUGCAGUGUAAGACGUUCAGGUGGUACCUGGUGAACAUCUACCCCGAGAUGAGGAUGUACACAGACACCAUCGCUUAUGGAGUGCUGAGGAACUCUCUGAAGAGCGAGCUGUGUCUGGAUCAGGGGCCGGACACCGACAACGUCCCCAUCCUGUACCUCUGCCACGGGAUGACUCCACAGAACGUGUACUACAGCAGCACGCAGCAGCUCCACGUGGGCGUGCUCAGCCCCACCAUCGACGACGACGACAACAAGUGCCUGGUGGACGUGAACGGGCGGCCGAGGCUGAUCGAGUGCAGCUAUGCCGCGGCCAAGCGCAUGAAGCUGCACUGGCUUUUCACUCAGAGAGGCUCCAUCCAAAACAGGAAGUCAAAGCGAUGCCUUGAGCUUGUGGAGAGCAAUGAAAGUGAGUUUGGCUUUGAGCUCACCGUCCAGAAAUGCACCGGACAGAAAUGGACUAUCACGAGUGUACUGCCUGGAAGCACCUUGUAACAGGACGCUGAGAGAGUCGAGGACACUGGACAGCAUCGAGAAAUCUGGAUAAUGUCGAGGAGACCAUGACACACCUGGAUGUCUCUAUUUGAACUUGACAUCGUAUGAUAAAUGUUAAACAUUUUUAUGCCUAGCUACUGUACAUGUGCAUACGGAUCAGCCACGUCUGGCAGAUUGGACAGUGGAAUAUAGGUACAUUUAUCUAAUAUUUUCUUAUUAUAAGAUUAUUAUAUAACAAAUAUGAUAUAGUUAAGCCUAUUUAUGGAUAUCGUUACUCAUUUCAAGCUAUUUAUCAGUUAUUAUUAUUCAAGCUAUUUACCAUUUACUAUUUAUUAUUUAUCAAGAUGCACAAAAAAUCGUAUUUCAUCUUCGAUUUCGAUCCAAUUGCUAUUCCUCUUUAUUCGCUGUGACCAAUGAGUGUAGAGAGGUUGUACCACAUGACCUCAUACACUUACCCGAAUCAUGGAGAGUCUAGAAAAAGAGAAAAAGGGGAAAAACAGUGUCAGAAUGCCGAGUGAAUUUUAAAAUGACCCAAAAGCCCACUUGUAGUGAGAAGAGGAACAAAUUAGUCCAUAAUAUUAUUAUGAUAAUAUGAAAUCAUGUGAAAUAUUAAUGAGUCACUGAAUCUUAAAUUCCAAAUAACUAAAACAAACAGUGAUUAAAUGUGUGAAAUGGACAAACUGACCAGCGACCAGUAACACGUUAUAUGUAGGGCAUGUUUACUAAAGACAGAUUUUCACCUGUAAGUAAGUGAUAAGUCUAUUUAAUAGUAGUGUGAUCCAUUGAUUUGAAAGGUUACAAGUGAAAUGAAUUGAGGCAAAAUUUGAUUAUUAUUGGAAAAAGUCAAAUACAAAAUUUAUUCAGAUUCUCAAUCUGAUGUGGAAAUAAUUUAAUAAGCUAGCAAGGUGAUUUUCCCCAUAACUCUGAUACUUAUAUUCCUUCUGUACGCCCUCAUUCACAGUUUAACAGUUCCCCAGAUUCUGAACAAAGCUGGUCACAUAUCGACCAGAGGAUACUAAAUCGUAUCGUAUCGUCACAGAUUCAGUGGUAUGGUACAGUUGAGGUCAAAAGUUUACAUCCCCCUUUCAGAAUCCCCCCGGCUCUUAAUGCAUGGUUUUUCCUUCUGGAGCAUCAGUGAGCGUUUGAACCUUCUGUAAUAGUUGCAUAUGAGUCCCUCAGUUGUCCUCAGUGUGAAAAGAUGGAUCUCAAAAUCAUACAGUCAUUGUUGGAAAGGGUUCAAAUACACAAAAAUGCUGGAAAACCAAAGAAUUUGUGGGACCUGAAGGAUUUUUCUGAAGAACAGCAGGCAGUUUAACUGUUCAGGACAAACAAGGGACUCAUGAACAACUAUCACUAAACAAAAAAACACAGCUGUGGAUCAUUCAGGUAACAACACAGUAUUAAGAAUCAAGGGGAUGUAAACUUUUGAACAGGGUCAUUUUUAUAAAUUCAACUAUUAUUUUCUCUUGUGGACUAUAUGUAAACAUCUUUUAUGUGAAAUAUCUUAUUCAGGUCAACACUAAAUAAACAAUAACAUGCAUUUUGUAUGAUCCCUCUUAUUUUGGUAAAAUAAUAAACAUUUUGCAGAUUCUGAAAGGGGGAUGUAAACUUCUGACCUCAACUGUAUCGUCAAAUAUCAAAUCAUCACCUUAAGAAUGGAAAUCGUAUCGUAUUAUAUGGAAUCUGUCCUCUUAUGCUAUGUACAUUAAUACCAUAUUAUCAGUUAUUUUUGCUCAGGAUUUCAGCGUUUGCAGAACAGAUGUCAUUCACAGAUAUCCACUAGGGAAAUGGAGCUACAACACUCUGCAUCAAUCAUGUACUAAUUUAUUAAACAUACAUAUUAUUCCCUACAAAAUUGCUCAUGAUGUUAGUUCUAAGACAAAACAUGCUGAUUCCUGUUUCAUCAAGCAUGUCUAGAAAUAGGCUUAUACUGUAUAUUAUAUUUGUUAUGAAAAAAUCUAAUGAUAAUGAGAAAUAUUGGAUAAACCUGCCUUUAUUACAGACAUGAGAUUUUGCAGUGGACGUUCCGCACUGUUCUAUUUUGUGCAAGGUAUAAUUUGGAUUUGUGUUGACUUGAAGGUUUUACCGGACUUGAUGCGGCGAUUUUUUUAACGCAUUCAGUUCGUAUUUGCUACCGUGUAGCAGGCUUUGGCAACGUUUCUUGCUGUAUUUCUUUCCUUCUAGUGUCUCAGGUUCGUAGGUCGAGAUUAUUUUGGAAUCGAGCUGUACGUUUUGGGGACAUGCCAAUACGUUGGAAUAUGUCUGGAUACAAAUCAACUAUUUUAUAUCUUCAUGUAAAUCUCAGUAUUUAUACUAUAUGCCAUUAAAAAGAACAGAUGGUGAGCAAAGA